Messenger RNA from Purpureocillium lilacinum, 324 nucleotides. The record is from RefSeq and is a predicted model, not a curated record. Lineage: Eukaryota; Fungi; Ascomycota; Sordariomycetes; Hypocreales; Ophiocordycipitaceae.
AUGCGCGGUACGACCACAGCUACAGAGGGCGCGCGCGUGCCCGGAAAAGGGUGGACACUCGAUCUCUCAUUACUACCUGCCACCCCGUCCUUGUACGUACGUAGCACUCUCUGCCCGACGUCGCGGCAGGCGUUCGUCCCUCCGACGGGGUGGGCGGCGGUUCCAGAAAACCACAUCAGCAGAACUGGAGACUUGCACUUGGAAUGCCCCGAGGAAGCGGGCUGGGCCCCGCAAACGGGCGCCCGAUUGGGGCAAAGUUCGCGGGGGCUUUGGGGCUUGUCUUGUCCCGUGGGUGGGAUGGACGGGCGUGGCAAGCGUGGAUGA